This is a messenger RNA of Musa acuminata AAA Group (dessert banana), 3233 nucleotides long. RefSeq names its product YTH domain-containing protein ECT4-like. The coding region runs from base 261 to 2858 and encodes 865 amino acids. Gene Ontology annotation, biological process: mRNA destabilization. Gene Ontology annotation, cellular component: cytoplasm. Lineage: Eukaryota; Viridiplantae; Streptophyta; Magnoliopsida; Zingiberales; Musaceae. Gene Ontology annotation, molecular function: mRNA binding. The record is from RefSeq and is a predicted model, not a curated record. The transcript is spliced from 8 exons.
GUCCUCGUUCUCUCUCUCGUAACGCUGCUUGUUAUUUAGCUUUGUUGGGAGCCCUCUCGCUAGGGUUAGGGUUUCUGCGAGGCGCUUCUCUGCACGAGAAUUGGACCGAAUUAUGGUGCCGGCGAUCGCUGCGCGUGUCGAAAAAUUCCUCUCUUCGAUUGUCGCCCCUCUCCUCCUCCCUCUUCCGGUGCUCGCCCGGUCGCGGAUGGCUUGAGAUUGGUUUCCAUUUCCGUCUCGUGGGUGGCUGUUCUGGAGAGAAGAUGCGUACUGGUUCUGAACCUGGAACUGCAGAGACAUACAUGAUGUCUGGUGUUGGGUCUAUACCAAAUAUGGCUAUCGUUCCUCCUCCGGUUGGGAUUGAGCUUAUGGGUAACCAACUGCCACCAGAAUAUAUUUUUGACCAAGGACUGAGCUAUUCUGCUGCCGACAGUUAUGGUUAUCUUUGUACAGGAUAUGAAUCACCUGGUGAAUGGGGUGACCACCAUAGUAUUUUUGGGUUAGAUGGUCAUGAUAUGCAUUACAUGGGUCUUCAAGCUGAAAAUGUUCCUUAUGUGUAUUACACACCAGGCUACGGAUAUGCUCAGUCUCCCUUUAACCAGUGUACUCCUUACGUACCCAGUGCUGUCACAGGUCUAGAUGGCCCAUAUGUAGGAGCUCAACAGUAUUUGAACAUUCCUUCAUACAGGCCUCCUAUUUCUUCACCUGCUUAUAUUCCAGUUAUCGUACAACCUAGUCCAGAUUUUAUGACUAAUAACACUGUUGAUCCCACCUUUCUUGGUGCUGGCGCAAUUGCUACUAGACCUGUUAAUGCAGGUGUCAAAAAUACACCUCCACAAGCAUCUGUCAGUGCAGCUGCCUCUUCUCGACUAGCAGCUUCUAUGACUCCAUUCGUCAUGUCAGAUGAAUCUCACCCAUCACAUAAGAAUCAAGCUGCAGCCAAACCAUUUGAAGGGUUACAAAUCAACAUUCCACCAAGCAAUCAGUUUGCAUUGCAGGAAGCUGUGAUGUAUGGUAGUGGCACUCAUGGGCAUCAGGGUGUAGGACCCGAUCUGAUGCAAUCUACAUAUCAGUUUUCACAUGGAAGGGUUCCUUCCAUCCAGAAUUAUGUAAAAGUUGCUGCACCAUCCAACAGUGGCUUAACAAAUCGUGGGUCCAAUGUUCUUGGGUUGACUGGUUGGGAUGAGCAGAGACGAGGACCACAGUUUCAAGGCAUUGCUAUUGAUGCUGGCAGAAACCCAGAUGUUUUAGCUGAACAGAAUAAGGGACCAAGAACAAACAGGCCUAAGGAUCAGUUGUCUUUAUCAGGUCUUGAGUCAUCUGAAUCGAUCCAAAAAAGUGCUAGUGAUGGUCAAGGAGGAUGCAUUAUUAUUGACCCUGACCACUAUAAUAAGGAUGAUUUCCCUGUUGACUAUCCAGAUGCAAGGUUCUUUGUAAUUAAAUCUUACAGCGAGGAUGAUGUGCAUAAGAGUAUCAAGUAUAAUGUAUGGUCAAGCACUCAUAAUGGGAACAGAAGACUUGAUGGGGCCUAUGAAGAUGCACAAAGCAAAUCUGUAGGCAGGCCAAGAAAGUGCCCCGUCUUUCUUUUCUUUUCUGUCAAUGCAAGUGGGCAGUUUUGUGGCCUUGCUGAGAUGGUUGGCCCUGUUGAUUUUGACAAGGAUAUGAAUUUUUGGCAGCAAGAUAAGUGGUCUGGCAGCUUCCCUGUGAAGUGGCACAUAAUCAAAGAUGUGCCAAAUUCUAGCCUCCGACACAUCAUAUUAGAGAACAACGAAAAUAAGCCUGUAACUAAUAGCAGAGACACACAAGAGAUUCCAUACAGCGCAGGCAUCGAUAUGCUGAAAAUUUUUAAGACUAGCCUGCUGAAGACAUCAAUACUUGAUGACUUUAUGUUCUACGAAGAGCGGCAGAAGAAGAUGCUUGAAGACAAAUUUAGGCAUCUUGGGAGCAGCUACAAUACUUAUGUACCUGCAUUUGUUUCUGUUAGUGGACCUGCUGACAAAGCUGGACAGCCUUCAGGAGAAGAUGGAAAUCAACCUAGCGGUACAGGAAAGAUUGCCCAAGCAGUCGGACAUCAGACUAUUAGUGAAUCAGAACAGUCUUCAAAAUAUAAGGAGAAACUGCAAGAUGAUACAAAUUCUAGGCCUUCAAAAGUAGUCGGAGAACAUUCAGGUGUCGCAGUUGGUCAGUCUCAGAAAACGGAUGGGAAACAGUCGAGUGUUGCUAUUAGCUUAUCUACCAAUGCAGAUGGGAAAUGUUUGACCGACACAAAAGACCCACCUCCUAUAGCAAAUGGAGUUCAACCAAAUAAAGUGGUUCAGCCUCCAAAUGCAGAUACCAAGUCAAGACCUGCAAAUCGUCCUCCAAAAUCUGAUGGAAAAGAGUCUAGUCUUGUGAUGAAUCAGCUACCAAAAGCAGAAAUAGAACCACCAAGUCUCGAAGUUCCUCCACAAGCGGAUGGAAAGCAGUCAAAAUGGAAAAUUAGUCAGCCUCCAAAAUCAGAUGGGAACCCCGCCAGGGCCAAGGAUGUGAAUGGUGUAGGUAAGGGAGGCCCUGGUGGGGAACAGUUCAAGGAAAAAACACAGCUUGCCUCGGAAUCUUCCACUGCCACAGAUCACAAGGGUACUAAUGUUGUCUCAAAAGCUGGUGCACCUUCUCUUGGUCCAAAGCUUAGGGCAGCCAAAAGCCCAGGCACCAUGGAGCCAGAGGUCAUUUCCCCCGAUUUUGUUAAGGUUGGUUCAGUGCCAAUCAAAGUUAAGGAUCUUGGUGAAUCUUCUAUGGUUAUGAGUGUAGGGACUUUACCUACUGAUUCUAAAGGACCAAAGCCUAGCAAGAAGGCUGACAGUCAGCAGCCAAAGAAAUGACAGUGGUUUAGAUAAUCAUGCUCAUCCAUUUUGCUCUUAGUUUGCGUGGUCUUAUUGGCAGUGAAUGAGGCUUUUCAUCAAUCUGUGUGACUCUUGAUUAUGCAAAGGUGAUCCAACAUCUAGGAGUUUUUUUUUUAGCAUCAGUCAACUCCGCCAGGGCUUUGAUUUGCUGUGGUGGGGUCCAUUUGCAUUUCAUUGCUUUUUUUUGUUACCCUCAGCUGUUUUGGUGAAAUGGUUAGGGGUUGGGGAUUCUUUUUCCAACUGUUGAUGAAAUCUUGUUCUGAAGUCUUACAAAGUUGUAACUCUUUUCUCCUUUCAUAUGACAUCGACAAUUGAAUACAGAUCCAAUAUAGUGGGGUGAAUUAUAGUGUCUCA